Molecule: messenger RNA, 896 nt
Organism: Erinaceus europaeus (western European hedgehog)
Lineage: Eukaryota; Metazoa; Chordata; Mammalia; Eulipotyphla; Erinaceidae
Exons: 8
Coding region: 1-786 (261 amino acids)
Biological process (GO): synapse organization
Cellular component (GO): presynaptic active zone
Molecular function (GO): protein binding
Source: RefSeq, a predicted model, not a curated record
AUGAAUCUUGAAAAAUCUAAGAGCGGUGGCUUUCCACAGCGAGGCUGGGCUCACACCCAGCCCUUGGUUCUGAAGGUGAAAUUGCUGAAGUUGGUACAGAAGGGUAAGGUCUCCCCUGCACACUGCAAAUACUCCCCCACGAGCCCAGAAGCUUCUUGUAAACCUGCUGCUCCCAAGCCUGUGGAUACACAGCAGACAGCUCCCGGAGCAGAGGCCGCAGGACACAAGGCAGCAGUAUCAGAGAGUGGGGCUUCUCACUCUUCCACCCUGAGAGCCACUCCACCGGCCUGGUGGCACAACAAAGGCGGGAGAGAUGAUGCUGCGCCACAUGCAGCUCUGGAUAGUUGCUGUCAUAAAGACACCGAUGACAUCAGCAUCAGCUUGUGGGAAGAUGGCAGUGACAGCAGCUGCAGAGAUGGAAGAGUCAAGUCUUCUAAGGAAGAAACCUGUCCUCCACAAGCACAGGAUUUGAGAACCCGAGACACAACACCUCUAAGAAAUACUGUGUUGCAGAGAAAGCAGGCUCUGUUGGAGGAGACUUGGGGUCGAGGUCUGUGCUUCUCCCAGUGGGAUGAAGAAAUCGUGGCUACCUGGAUGGAGAUCUGCCUGAAGAUGCCGGAUGCAUCAGCUGCCUGCCAGGCCAAUGGGAUCAGUGGUUCUGACAUCUUGACAAUGACGGAUGCACAACUGAUCAGAAAUCUCCAAAUAGUGAAACCACUCCAUCUGUUGAAAUUAAAGCUGGCAAUCCAGGUUAUCACCAGACAACAGCCCUCUGCUCCUCCAUGAAGGAGGAAGGUCCAGAAGAAGUGGCUCCUCUUCCUUCCUUUCUGAGCCUCGACCAGCUCCAGCUGCCUCUCACCGCUGCAGAGCCUUCCUGUGCAGGGUUCUCCGAGCCG